Coregonus sp. 'balchen' is the source of this 3936-nucleotide messenger RNA. Lineage: Eukaryota; Metazoa; Chordata; Actinopteri; Salmoniformes; Salmonidae. The record is from the annotation of a GenBank genome assembly.
GUGGAGGCAGAAGCAGUCAACCGGUCAGUCACUGUGGCCAAUCAGACCAACUGCCCCCUCUACAUCACCAAGGUCAUGAGCAAGAGUGCUGCUGACGUCAUCGCCCUGGCCAGGAAAAAGGGUAAUAUUAAAGAGAAAGUGUUGUGAUGGACUACUGCAACACGUUUUGUAUUGAUUGCUCUCUGUGGUUUGUGUAUCGUAACUACUGUUUAAUAAUAAUGUGAGUGCUUACAAUUGUCCUAUUUCACACAUGUGCGAAUUGGAAAUUAGUUUUUUCUGCAUACCGCACUCCCCCUGAGAAACCCCAGAGAGUGGUGUCAGAUCCAAGGAUCAGACAUGGUUGAUGGUGAUCCUGAAGCAAUAAGGGUUAAGUGGGAACACACCUAGUCGGCUCUGGGAUUUAAACCAGCAACCUUUCGGUUACUGGCCCUGGCUCUCUUAACCGCUAGGCUCGCCGUCCGUUUUAAGGUACACUAAAUGUCAAAUCCCACAUAAAUGAUUCCACUUGUAAAUCAGUCCUGCUUUGGAGACAGGGCACAAGCCCUCUGAGGUAAAUAGAACACUCACUCUCCCUGCCAUGUUGACCUGGUGUUUUGCUGUGUUCUGUGGUACUCUAGGUGCUGUGGUGUAUGGAGAGCCUAUCUCUGCCAGCCUGGGCACGGACGGCACCCACUACUGGAGUAAGAACUGGGCCAAGGCAGCUGCCUUCAUCACCUCCCCACCCCUCAGCCCUGACCCCACCACCCCUGACUAUCUCAACUCACUCCUCUCCUGGUAGGUGCUCCAUUUACACUAUGCACCUCUACUCAACACAGAGCUAUGCAGUAAUCAUGUGUUACUUACACACAUCUUCCACCAGAAUGUGGUAUGUCAUCCUAGCCUCCUGGGGAUUCAUUUAUCAAAUGUGAGUGCGCACAAAAAAUACUCUAACCUUGCGUGCGCCAGUUUUCCCGCAAAGGUUGUUAUUUAUCCAUUUUGAACUUGACGGGAAAGUGUGUGUAUCUCCACGCAAAUCCCAAACCAUGCGUUCGCACAACUUCUAGAAGGUUGAUCAACUGUACUGUACGCAAAUAGGCUUAUUGUUCGUUUGGGGGAAAUGGGAGGUGUUUGAUGCAAUGGAAUUAUAAUAAUGGUAGGCUAAUAAAAACAGUAAAACAUAGGCCUAAUGAUAAAACAGAUGAAUUUGCUGUUGGUAUUUUUAUUUUAUUAUAUAGGCCUAAAUCAUAACUGGUUUAAAUUAUUCCCGCUACACAACAAAUAGUAGGCUACCAUUUAUCAAUUGAUCAUUCAAUAGCCAAACAUGCUCGAAAGUAAAUAGGCCGGUAGCCUCGACAGUAUGUGGCAGUAUAGGUAGGCUACAGUAUUGCUGUGCGACAGGAUUAGGAGCAUGACAUCGUAGCCUAGCCUAUUUAAUUUCAGAGCCUAUACCAGGGGUGUCAAACAUACGGCCCGCGGGUGGUUUGAGUAAAACAAAUUAUAAUAACGUUUUAUACAUGUUCUUUGGGGGGGGGGACGAACUCAGUAUACUUUAAAAUGACUAUAAUUAAAUCAAAACUGUGUAGAAAAUGAUAAUGGACCUACAUUCAUACAGUUUCUUGACUGUGUCCAGCUCACUAAUAAUCACCCAAAAGAAAGCAACAUAUAUAUUUAUAUUUGCAUGAUUUAGCUUAUUCAUUAUUCAUAAUUAAUUCAUCAAUAACUUUUGGUUCAUGCAUGUGACCGACCAAUACCUCACGAGGCUUCUUCUCUCCAAGCUGAGCCCUUGAAACUGAGACACCCCUUUCGGUUCUCAAAACAAUGUUCUGGGCAUACUGCCAAAUCCUUUAUACUGAUAGCGAGGAUUCCUCCCAGGCACGAUCAAUCAGUCACUUGCAUGAACCCAGUCGAAUUGGUUAUUGGAAAAGCACAAAUAAAAUGUUCCUUCACAAAACAAAAUAUUGAAAAACAAUUCUUCAUUUGCAUAGAAGUAUGGGCUGUAGCAUUUACUUAUAGAUUGUUAGAAAGGACCAUCAAUCUUGCAGGAUGUGCGGCCCAGUUCCAGCUCAUUUACAACCGAACAAAUAUAAUAUGGCUCUGAUUUAUCAAUGAAAACAUGUGUAUAUGUUGCCUGCGACAGUUUUAUAAAUCCCAAUAAUUUGUGGCGCACGCAAAUCCUAGAAUCUCCACGUACGCCAGAAUUUUGUAAGAAAUUUAAAAAAUAAAUGAGGCCCCUGGAAAGUCAUAUCACUCAAGACAAAACAUGCAAACAUAAGAAUGGAGUGUGUCAUUCUCUCUCUCUCCAUCUCUAUUUCCAUCCCUCCAUCCAUUGUUCCUCUCCAGUGGUGACCUGCAGGUGACUGGUAGUGCUCAUUGCACAUUCCACACCUCCCAGCGUGCUGUGGGCAAAGACAACUUCACCCUCAUCCCAGAGGGCACCAACGGCACUGAGGAGAGACUCUCCCUCAUCUGGGACAAGUGUGUGGUGAGGCACACUCUACUGACCUUUUUCUGCCGGGUUUCCUACAAUAAAAAAUACACUCUUUCAAAUUGAUCCUGUCUUUGUAAAUGGAUAUAGAUGUUGUGGAAUUAACAAUCAAUUUACUUUCCCUGUUUGUGCCACAGUCAUUCAUGUCAUCAAGGGGUUGUCUCAGUUGGUCAAGUGAACGUUUGCAGCUGUUUUGUUUGUCAGGAAGUGACAACGCCUUGUCUUCUGAUUCCCUUAGGUGACUGGAAAAAUGGACGAGAACCAGUUUGUGGCUGUGACCAGCACCAACGCAGCUAAGAUCUUCAACCUGUACCCCCGUAAGGGCCGCAUUGCAGUGGGCUCUGAUGCCGAUCUGGUCUUGUGGGACCCAGAUGUCAGCAAGAUAAUCUCUGCCAAGAGUCACAACCUGGUGAGAGCCUGGCCAACCCACACUGUACUAACCAUGUCAUAACCAUGGUGUUUAUACAUGGUUUUAGUCCCAGCUACUGUAUGUAGGACUCAGUUCGGAUCAGAAAAUUCUUCCACAUUUUCAUAUGAAACAUUGAAGCCCUUUUUCCUACAAAGCUUUGAGGCAAACCAUUAAGUAAAAUCUACUGACAUGAAAUGAAUUGUUAGAGAACAGCUCAUGCAGACAGGGCCUGAGUUAUCCCUCACUGAGUCACCACUUUUCUUCAUUUAGAGGAGCUAGCUGGCUACAUCAGCACUAGUUUCUCAUGAUGAUGUCAGCUGAAUGUCACAGUUACCAUGCUGGCACAAUUCAUUGAAUGACUAAGGGCCCAGACUAAAGUUCAAAUGGAAAAAGGCCAUGUUUUUUGGGUUUGCAAUGUGCAUGUGAAAGUAGGCUAAGUGCUGUCUUUCUCUGUUAUUUGCCCUCUUGUACUUUGUCAGUCUAUUUGAAACUCAUCAGAGCUCUUCUUUUGCAGGCUGUGGAGUAUAAUAUCUUCGAGGGAACCGAGGUGCGUGGAGCUCCCCUGGUGGUGAUCAGCCAGGGCAAAAUAGUGUUGGAAGAGGGCAACCUCCAUACCACUGAGGGCUGCGGGCGCUAUGUGAGCCGCAAGCCCUUCCCUGACCAUGUCUACAGGAGGAUAAAGGCUCGCAGCAGGGUGAGUCUAUAGUGCAGUGAAACUGACAUUGAAUAGAAUAGAUUGUUGAUUGUUAAUUACCAUUCUCACUGACAGUGAUGAACUUGAACAGCCAAACUGAUGCUGUUAUCUCGUCUGUCUGUAUGUCUGUCCUCCCAGCUGACGGAGCUGAGGGGGGUCCCCAGGGGUCUCUAUGACGGGCCGGUGUGUGAGAAUGUGACGUCUAAGGUCAUGACACCGGUCACCUCGGUGAAGACCUCUCCAGCCAAGCUGCAGCAACAGCAGCAGCAGCAGCAGGCUCCCCAGCCUGUCCGUAACCUGCACCAGUCUGGCUUCAGCCUGUCUGGUCAGUACAGCUCAACGUUUCUCUCACAGCUCUCACAUCAGUAG